This is a messenger RNA of Mytilus trossulus (common blue mussel), 3837 nucleotides long. RefSeq lists its product as uncharacterized. The transcript is spliced from 2 exons. Lineage: Eukaryota; Metazoa; Mollusca; Bivalvia; Mytilida; Mytilidae. Gene Ontology annotation, molecular function: nucleic acid binding. The record is from RefSeq and is a predicted model, not a curated record. Bases 1 to 3837 code for a protein of 1278 amino acids.
AUGGAGAGUUUAGUUAGAGGACUUGAAUCGCUUGGACAGACACAGGACUCAUACGGUAAUUUAUUAGUACCGAUUAUAAUCAGCAAACUGCCCGGAGAAAUCAGAAAGCAACUCGCGCGGGAGCAUGGUACGACAAAUUGGUUACUACGAGAUCUUAGAAAAAGUAUACUUAAGGAAAUACAAAUUAUGGAAGCCGGACAAGUUUCACAGACGGAAACUGAUAUUUCGACUUCAACCUUUUUCGCCGGUGCUAAAUCACAAAGAAAACACAACGCAAGUACUAGAAAUGCAAAUCACCAUUUAACAGCUAAGCCGUGCAUUUUCUGCAAAGAUAUUCAUUCGCCUGCCAAUUGCCCGAAAAUACGCGAUUUAGAAAAACGCCUCGCUAUCGUUAAACAAAACCAUUUAUGUUUCAACUGCCUCGGUAAACAUCACAUAAAGGAAUGCAAAUCAAAAGGCUCAUGUCGUAACUGCAGUAAAAGACACCACACUAGUUUAUGUAGCGAAGUUAAACACACCGCAGACCCCGAAAAGAGAAGUAACGCUGACACUAGAAAUUCUUUAAACAGUUGUAAUAAGAACGAAACUACGCCAUCUACAUCAACUAUAGUAAAUCUUGUGAAGGACACCGAGAUACAAGAAGAUUCCACGAUUUUACACUCGUCAGCACAAUUUCACUCAAAUGUAUUGUUGAAAACUGCCGUGGCCCCCGUUUGGUCAGAUCGUCAUUGCACUGAUACUAAUAUUUUGUUUGAUGAAGGCGCUCAAAGAUCUUUUGUAACGGAGAGUCUUGCGCGUAAAUUGAAUCUACAGAGAGAAGGAGCCGACAAUAUUCAACUCUCAUCAUUCGGAGAAACCAACGCAAAUGCUAGGCGACUUGAUAAAGCCACAGUUUAUGUUGAAACUGAAACUGGACAUAAAAUCCCAAUACAGGUUUUAAUCGUUCCCAUGAUAGCUACGCCGUUACAGAACCACAUUCGUUACAUUGACAGGAACAAUAACUAUUUGAAAGGACUAAAGCUCGCACAUCCUGUUACGCAACAAGAUACUUUUGAAAUUUCGUUAUUAAUUGGAGCCGAUUUUUAUUGGGAAAUAAUUGAAGAUAAAGUUGUACGCGGAAACGGACCUAUCGCAGUCAAAUCGAAACUAGGAUACUUACUUUCAGGACCGUUACACUCAGGAAAAUCUCAGUACUCAACAGCAUCUAGUAUUUUCAAUGUGCUUAUUUCACGUAAAACUGAGGAACACGACUUAGAAGCGUUUUGGAAGCUCGAAGCUAUAGGAAUUGAAUCUCCGGAAGUACACGAAAAAGAGAAUGAUUACAUACGAAAUUACCAAGAAUCUUCAAUUGAGUUUCGAGACCACAAAUAUUACGCAAAGUUACCCUGGAAAACUGACCACGAGGAGUUACCAUUAAACUAUGCUGUAACAAAGAAAAGAACAGAAAGCGUAAUAAAAAGACUGCGCCAAGAACCAAGUAUGUUAAAGAAGUACAGCGAUAUCAUAACGGAUCAAGAAAACCGCGGAUUCAUUGAAAGAGUAUAUGAAACUGAACCGAUUUCGAACAAAAUUCACUACAUUCCACAUCAUCCAGUAAAAAAGGACUCAAGCACGACGCCAAUAAGAAUAGUGUACGAUUGUAGUUGUCGGAUUUCAUCAAACCAUCCCAGUUUGAAUGACUGUCUCAUGAACACUCCGCCGAUACUUAAUGAUUUAACGAAGAUUUUAAUUCGAUUUCGACUCAACCGUUAUGCCAUAUCAACGGACAUUGAAAAAGCCUUUUUACAUGUUGGACUACACGAAGACGACAGGGAUGUCACACGUUUUCUAUGGCUAAGCAAUCCAUCAGAUCCUGAUAGCCAUUUGAUUGAAUACAGAUUUAAAGCUGUACUAUUUGGAGCAACUUGCUCACCUUUCAUUCUAAAUGCCACGUUAUUAAAACAUUUACAGCAAACCAACAAUACAACAACGAAAUUAUUAGAAAGGGACCUGUAUGUUGACAACAUAUUGUCUAGCUUAAAUACAGAAGAUGACGCCAUUGUUUAUUUCAAAGAAGCUCGUACAUUAAUGAACAAAGCCGGUUUUAAUCUGAGAUCUUGGACUUCAAACAGCGAAAAGGUUCGUACAUUAGCAGCAACAGAAAACGUACUCGAUACAGAUGAAGAAACAAAGAUUUUAGGAAUGCGAUGGAACAGCGUAACCGAUGAACUGUUUUACCCAAAACGAGAAAUUCUUAAUUCUUCACAAAUAGUAACUAAGCGUGAAAUUUUGAAACAUUCGUCACGAAUUUAUGACCCUCUCGGACUAUUAAGUCCAGUCACAAUUAGAAAUAAAAUACUUUUACAAGACAUAUGGAAAAGAGGAUUUGACUGGGACCAAAAAGUUGAUGAAGACAUACGUAUUUCAUGGAUGGAUCUUGCCAAAGACGUAGAACAAGUAACACAUGAGGUAUUUAAUAGAUACUUAUUUUCUAAAACUAGUUGUAACUCAACAGGAAAUAAUUUACAUGUAUUUGUUGAUGCUAGUACAAAGGCGUAUGGUGCAGUAGCAUACUUGUGUAACGGAAGUGAUAGUACACUCGUGAUGGCAAAGUCAAGAGUAGCCCCGCUUAAAGAACUUACGUUACCGCAACUUGAAUUAAUGGCCGCCGUUAUUGGGGCACGUUUAGUAAAUCACCUUAAAUCAACAUUAGAAUGUUCAAGCAUAACUCUAUGGUCCGACAGCCAGAUAGUCCUACAUUGGUUAAAAUCAACAAAAACGUUAAAACGUUUUAUUACAAAUCGAGUGAACGAGAUAAAUGAUUUGACGUAUUCUCAUAUGUGGAAAUAUUGCCCAACUGACUGUAAUCCAGCCGAUUUGUUAACCCGUGGUAUAACAAGCGAGAGGUAUAAGGAAAGUACAUUAUGGAAAACAGGACCCAGUUGGCUUACGGACACUUCUAAAUUUCCAAAUACCACAAUUGUAAGCGACGCCUCAUUAUCUGUUUUAAUCAAUGACCAAGAAAACAGUCAAGCGACAAGAGACAUUUCAACUGAUAAAAAUGAAAAUCAACCAGGACUUCACGUUAUUAUGGAGAUAAACCGAUAUGGAUCGUAUAAGAGACUGUUACGUAUAACUGCUUAUGUACAACGUUUCGUUAGUAAGUGUCGUAAGCAAUGCAAUUCAAUACAAACAGGACAAUUGAAACCACCAGAAAUACAGAAAUCCGCGGAAUUAUGGAUAAAGCACUGUCAGGAGACGAGUUUUCCACAAGAAUAUAAGGCGCUGAAAUCGAAAACGACAACAAAUUUACCUAGAAUAAGACAACUACGUUUAUUCUUAGACGACAACAAUCUUAUGAGAUGUCAAGGACGAAUACACAACGCACCAAUAUCGGAAUUCGCAAAAUUCCCGUAUAUACUACCAUCAAAUCACGCAUUGGCUGAACUCAUCAUAAUGGACGCGCAUAGACAAGUUUUACAUUCAGGCUGUAAUAUGACAAUAACUCACAUAAGACAGACAUUUUGGAUACCUGCAAUUCGACAAGUUAUUAGAAAAAUGCUGAGAAGAUGUGUUACAUGCCGUAAAAUAAUAGGAAAGCCAUAUUCAGCACCCGACCCUCCUCCAUUACAGAAGAUAAGACUACAAGAAGCGCCACCGUUUACGGCUACAGGAAUAGAUUUUACAGGAGCACUACAUAUAAGACAAACAGACAAUUUUUUUGAGGCCCCGAGAAUGUCGAGAAGACCGCGGGACCGGCAACGUAUCGGAAGUCACAUUGUAUCUAAGGGCGACGUCACACGGCGACGUCUCCUUAUAUUCUUAGUAACUAGCAACAUCAAUGACAUGGGCUCAUGA